UAAAGAAGACUACAAUCAUCGAUUAAUUUCUGCUUUCUGAAACUUAUGUAAUUGGUAUCUCUAUUUUUCACAAUGGAGGGGAGGUAUUAUAGAAAACAUUGGCCUGAGUACGAGGACCUCGGAUGGAACUAUUAUGGGUGUCCUACAGCAAUCGACACUCAAUCUAACUGGCGGAAGGAGAGUUCCUCAAGUGGUCCGACUGAUUCAGUCCUGGAGAGGAAAUGGAGGUGUUCAUCUCCAGUCAAGUUGGUGUCCCUCUGUCUGAGUAUCAUCUUGUUAGGUCUUAUUUGUGGAAUCAUUUACUUAUCUCAUCUCAAAGAUCAGAACAUACGUUACUAUACAUCCGAAGGAAAGUUGACGAUUAAUCAAGCUUACACAUCAAACCUAAAAAAUACAAAUUCGGAGGAAUACUCAUUAUUUACGUAUAAAUUUUGUGUUCAGAUGGAAAGAACUUUUAAAUCAAACAACAGUCCUUAUGGCAGCACCUACCAGUCCUGUGACGUACAGAGUCUAACGCCUGGAAGUAUAAUUGUGACCUUUACUUUGUACUUCCUGGAUAUAGUUACUGUGACAAAUGAAGAAGUUAUCAGUGUUAUUACAAGUUCUGUUAGAGUUGUUAAUUCUAACACUGUGUUCGGGGACUAUAUUGUUGACACGUCGACUCUCUCAGUAACAACGACUUUACAAGUAUAUGAACAAGAUCCCUUACCUGAAAUCAAGUCCAUCAAUCUACCAUCUACCUCAACAACGUCAACCACAUCUCCUUCUACAGAAAUGGUCACAACAUCAUCCACAAAAACAACAGAAGCAUCAACCACACAAACGACGUCAACCGCAUCUCCUUCUACAGAAAUGGUCACAACAUCAUCCACAAAAACAACAGAAGCAUCAACCACACAAACGACGUCAACCGCAUCUCCUUCUACAGAAAUGGUCACAACAUCAUCCACAAAAACAACAGAAGCAUCAACCACACAAACGACGUCAACCGCAUCUCCUUCUACAGAAAUGGUCACAACAUCAUCCACAAAAACAACAGAAGCAUCAACCACACAAACGACGUCAACCGCAUCUACUUCUACAGAAAUGGUCACAACAUCAUCCACAAAAACAACAGAAGCAUCAACCAGACAAACUACGUCAACCGCAUCUCCUUCUACAGAAAUGGUCACAACGUCGUCCACAAAAACAGAGGUGUCAACCACACAAAAGACUUCAACAACAGAUGCACCAACUUCAACGCAAUCAACCAUAGUUCAGACUACAGCGUCAGUAUUAACAACAGAUAAAAUGACGGCAAAUCCAGCGACAACAAUUUCAACAACAGAUGAACCAACAUCAAUGCAAUCAACUGCAUUUCAGACUACAUCAUCAGCAUCAACAACAGACAAAAUGACGUCAAAUCCAUUGUCAACAAUUACAUCACCAACACAAUCUUUAAAGAAUGAAACUACAACAGCAGUAUCAAAAGCAGUUGAAAACAUUACAAAAAUAUCAACAUCAGAAGAAUCUAUGUCCACACAAUUACCGACAGUUGAAUCUACGCAAACAUUAUCAAAAUCAUCAACAACAAUUGAAAGUACGACUACAGAUUUAACAAGUAAAGCAACAUCAACAAUGUCAAAUACCGUUCAAAGCACACUAGAAUCCUCAACAACACACAAAAGUACGUCAGCGCAUUUACCAACGGUUGAAUCAACAGUCGAAAGCACAUCAAAACCCCUAACAACAGUUGAAAUUACAACGACACAUUUGCCAGAGGUUGAAUCCACGUCAACAAUACCAACAACAACUGAAACAACACCAGAACAAUCAACAUCAUCGAAGACCACCUUAGCACCCUUAAUUACUGUUGAAGCCAUAUCCACAAAUUCAACGAUGGUUACACCUACCUCAUCAGGAUCAAACUCCACUGAAAGCACGACUAUGGAAUCAACAGAACAGAAUUCAACAGCAUCAACUAAAGUAAUAACUACUCCAGAGACAUUAAAAACAGUUGAAGCCACAUCGGUAACACCAUUAACAGUAAAAACAGCAUCGGAUUCUUUACAAACCGUGGGGAUUUCGACAGCAUCUUCAACAACAGAUAUAGAUACAUCCUUCGUAUCAACAGCACCAAAAACCACAGCUUCACAAACAACAACGAUUGGUGCAUCCACAGAAGACAGUGCCACUGUAAUAUCAGAGAAUACUAGCUAUUCUCUUUCAGCAGUGCAAACCACAACUGAGAUUUUAACAACAGCGACAGUUGGAAGUACACCAAAAUUACAAUCAACUUCCCAAAUUUCAAUGUCUUCUUCUACAGAGACCAUAACAACAGAGUUAUCUUCAACAGGAAAUUCAAUCUCACCAUCAACCGAUACAACCGUGGGAAUGAAAUUUACAUCAACAACAGAGACCUCGAUUAUGACAACACCAACUUCAGAUAAAACGACAGAAAACCUUACAUCCACCCAGAAUGUAUCGACCACAGAAUCCUCAAACACUGAUAUCCACAAUACCACUUUCACUUCAACUUCCUCAACGUAUGGUAAUACAACCAUGUACGAUACUACUUCUGUACCAGUCUCCCCAACGUAUGUAGAUACUACCAUCUACAAUACCACUACCACGCUAGAUUCUUCAACGUAUGUAAAUACUACCAUGGACAAUACCACUUCUACACCAGUCUCCACAACGUUUUUAGAUACUACCAUCUACAAUACCACUACCAUUCAAGAUUCUUCAACGUAUGUAAAUAUUACCAUGUACAAUACCAAUUCAACGACCGAGUCCUCAUUCUAUUUAAACACUACAAUCCACAAUGCUACUUCCACAUCAGUUUCCCCAACAUAUGAAAACACCACUAUCUACAAUAUUACGUCCACAUCAGACUUCACAGCGUAUGAAAAUACUACCAUCUAUAAUACCACCUCCACAACAGACUCUUCAACGUAUGUAAACCCUACCAUUUACAAUAUCACUUCCACGACCGAGUCCUCAACUUUUGAAAACACUACCAACUACAAUAUCACUUCUUCUACAAUGCUGCCUUCCACUGACAUGUCUCUGGAUUAUACAUCCCUCUCAACCACGGACCAUACACAGACGACAACAAUUUCUUAUUUAAGUACAGCAGAUGUGUCCUUCCCUAGUGCAACUGUCUUAGCCAAAGUAGAUAUUACACUGGUAUGCACAAUCAAAGUGGAAGACGAUUGGAGUAUCAUAACAGCUGGCCAGGAACUGGACUCUGAUAUCUCUGUCCUUGCAGAGUACUUCAUAAAUGGAACUGUGUCUGAGAAAACAGUAAACGAUCUAACUACGGUCACUUUUACAGGCGAUAACGAGACGAUAAUAGUAGCAUUCAACAUUCAUCUAAGCUCUGUGGCUGUGUGUCCUUCACUACUUCGUCUAACAUGUGGAAUCAAGAUGAUGGACAUUGCGGAAUCGUCUAUAACAAAUGUCAGCGUCGUACAUAUUACCGCACCUGUCAGUAACGUCACUCUUGACAUGAGCCCAUCAUUUUACACUGGAGAAAGAUUAGAAUUGACCUGCCGCACAAAAACCGACUUUGAGUAUGGCGACGUCGCCUUAGAGGUUCAAUUUCCAGAUGGAUCCAGAUUACAAGAACCUGCUAUGCGGAGCAAGUAUUCAACAACCAGGAACGGUGAUUGUACUGUGGAUUUUGAAUGGAUAUUCAAAAGCGAAUUUUCUUUCGAGCAAAACAUGAACGGUUCCAUAAUACACUGUGUAGCUUCCAACAGGUUACUAAACCACACUGUUAUUACAUCGAGAGUUGUUAUCCUUUUGACCUCUGACGUGUCUUUUGCCCAGUACUAUGUUUCCGGUAAGCCCGGUGAUGAGGUGAGCAUCGCUUGCAAGACAAAUAUAGCAGCGACAUCUAUACAGAACAUUUCAAUUUACAAAAUAUCCAACAACACGAACGUUACCAUAACGACCUACUCCAAUGGCAUGGUUACGAACAGUCCGGGAACUUCAGGACUCGGAAACUUUCAGAACGGAACCUUGACGGUGGUAUUUACAAGCUUACAGUGUAGUGACGAGGCACAGUACUUUUGUACAGUAACGUACGGCAGUACUCAGAUUACGUCCCCACUCUUUUUGACUCUACAGCCAACAACUACAGCAGGGUCAACACCUGUGUCUCUGUCUCUCAGUGUGGACAUUGUGGAGAAAAGUUUCCUUCAUUUGUCAGCACACUACUGCUCCGGUGAAAUCGGGUAUCCGGAAGUCAACGGAUUUCUCUCCCUUACAUUUACCAAUCCCAAGACCAAGGAAGCAGUUAUAUACAACGAGAAAAUGCUUUUGAAUUCCACCAAAAUAAUCGUUACAACGAUAUCUCUCAACAAAGUCAUCCUUGCUGAUGGUUUGAUAUUGCUGAUAAGAGAAGACGUUAAACUAAGUGAAAAUUGUUCAACUAUUCAAAGAAUGAAAUUUUAUCUGAAUGUUUCUAAUCAGUGGAACCAUGGUCAAAUCAAAUGUGAGAUUCAGACAGAAGAUGGACCGGUUCUCGCAAGUGAAAAGGAAGAGGUCUAUUUUGUCAUUCCAGCUAAUGCAUGUGGAGACUUCAAUGGGACUGGUACUGUAUUUAUCGAUCAUGAAAAAGUUGACCACUGCAAAACAUACAUUCAAUGUGAAAAGAAUCAGCCUCCUACUGGAUCAAGGUGCCCAAAUAUUGACCAAUGUGCUUACAUUGGGAAAAAUUACUGUGAGGAUUGCAAUAAUGCAGUAUGCAGUGAGAAUCCAAUAACGACAGCUUUGACUACACCAUCCUUUACUUUUCCAACAACUGCUGGUUCGACAGGAAACAAGUAUUUGGAAUGUACAUCGGUGUCAGUCUUCCUGAAAGAAUCAGCACAUAUCAGUUGCAACUUAAAUAUUUCAAACCUCCUAUCCUUAAAUAUAUCAAAAUCAAACUCAAGCAUACUAUCCGUCCAGUCUGGCGGUACAGUGAUAGUUUCCUCUUCUUAUUCUGGAAGACUUAGUGCUGUCUUUUCACUCUCCUCCUUGACUUUGGACAUCACUUUCCAGACCACCUCUUGUGAAGAUGAUGGUAUAUAUUCGGUAAUGAUGCAAUUCGAUCGGGUAGAAUCAUAUCUGACAACCUUUACUGUUACGUUGAAAGUGAAGCCAGGUAUACCUCAGUUAACACUACAUCCUAACUUGAUAGACGGGGAAAAUCUCAUGAGUCAUGUAUGUACUGGAGACGUUGGUCAUCCACCAGGAAAACUUGAGAUUCAGAUCAAGCGUCCUGGUGACACAGACUUCAGUAUCUACCAAUCAGCUGGUCAGACUAGGAUGAAUUCUGAGGUUGCUGGGAACUGCAGCAGUACACAAACGUUGGAUUUUUCAAUUGACCUUUCGUCUGAUAGUUGGCGCAAUGUGACUAUACGAUGCUUAGCCUUAAAUUCUGUGGCUUUAAACAGUACUGGUAAACCUCCAAGUUCCAGAGAAUAUACUUUGUCAAGCAUACCAGGUAACUACUGCACUAAUAAAACAUCAGAUUACUAUGAGGAACACCCAAUGGGAUGUCCAUAUUUUGUUCGAUGUGUUAAUGGAAGACCAUAUGGACAGAAAUGUCCAGGACAGAAUUUGUGCUUCGAUGUAGAAAAGAAAUCUUGUUUGACCAAUUGAUUGAAAGCCACUGUGCAAGAGUCAUAACAAUGCAAUCAGAAUAAAUGAAUUAGUCAGUAAUUGACAAAUGAAACAUUCGUUUUUUUUGUGUAAUAUUUUCAAACAGGGAUGUAAUCUGUAUCCAAUAUAUGAAAAAUAUCAAUGAUAACAAAUUAU
Saccostrea cuccullata (small rock oyster) is the source of this 5790-nucleotide messenger RNA. Its product is annotated as serine-rich adhesin for platelets-like. The transcript is spliced from 16 exons. Gene Ontology annotation, molecular function: chitin binding. The coding region runs from base 73 to 5634 and encodes 1853 amino acids. Lineage: Eukaryota; Metazoa; Mollusca; Bivalvia; Ostreida; Ostreidae. The record is from RefSeq and is a predicted model, not a curated record.